UUUCAUUAUUUUCAGUGUUGUGAUUCUAAAUAUAAUUUAAAUCUCCACACCAUUGCUAUGAUAGACGAACGAGCUGGAAAUGCCGCGCAAAAAACCCUUUAGUAACAAGCAGAAAAAGAAACAACUGCAGGAAAAAAGAGAAAAAAAUCGUUUGAAAAAUCUAGAUGAAGGGAGCAAAUCUUCAAACGGGAAUUCAGCUGACACAGAAGGCGAUGAAGAGUCCGAGAUUGGAGGGCUCGAAAAAUCUUUGGACGAAAGGAGAGCAGCUGUCGAUAAAUUACAUCAUCAGCCCCUCACCCAUCGGCAGGAGAAAAACCGAAAACACGAUCCAAACAGAUAUCGCUUGCAGUUUGAUCGUGAAUCAAAGGCUGAAAUUGAAGCUAGGAAAAAGGCUGCUCAAGAACCACUAGAGUACGUCACUGAGGAAAGUCUUGAGGUGAGCCUUGAAAGUACCUACAAUCCUGGAUCAGUACUGGACAUGCCUAAAAGGCCCCCUUGGAAAUAUAGCAUGAGCAAGGAACAAGUAGAACAAGCAGAGCAAGAAAAGUUUGAAAAUUUCUUGGACAAGAUUUAUGAUGAAUACAAGCACUCAGAACUCAGUUACUUUGAGCGAAACUUGGAGACGUGGAGACAGCUGUGGCGAGUUUUAGAAGUCUCUGAUAUUGUUGUUCUUAUAUCAGACAUUCGACAUCCAGUACUUCAUUUCCCUCCAACUGUCUACAAUCAUGUUGUGCAAGACUUAAAGAAAGAUUUAGUGUUGGUUUUAAAUAAGAUAGAUCUUGUUCCUCCAGAAGUAGUAACAGCCUGGAAGCAUUACUUCACAUCCAAGUUUGAAAAGCUCAGGGUUGUAUGCUUUACAUCCUUCCCUAAAGAUGAAAAUGAACGUAAUAAAGACCCAAGUAAAGUUUUAUCCAAGCGCCGUCGCCGCAAGAGAUGUUUCUUUCCUGUUGGACCAAGGGCUCUUCUUGAAGCUUGUGAGAACUUACGUGGAGACAAAGUUGACUUUAGCAACUGGGCCAGAAAACUCAGUCAGCAAGAAAAAGGAGAAGAAGAGGGCAUCAUUUAUGAUGACUAUGGUAGCUCUGAGGAGUCUGAAGAAGAGGAAGGUAGUAGUUUUGAAGACGUCGAGCAUAACGAAGAUAUACUAACGUUGGGUCUCGUAGGUCACCCAAAUGUUGGAAAGUCCUCCCUUCUUAAUGGUCUCAUCGGACACAAGGUUGUGAGCACCUCUCGUACGCCUGGCCACACCAAACAUUUUCAGACUAUAUUUCUUACGCCCAACGUGAGACUCUGUGACUGCCCCGGAUUGGUGUUUCCUUCUGUCGUUGGUAAACAGCUUCAGAUCUUAUCAGGAAUGUAUCCUAUUUCACAAGUUCAGGAACCAUACACCUCUGUGGGGUAUUUAGCUGCCAGAGUACCCCUGGUUGAUCUACUACAGCUGGUCCACCCCGAAAAUAGAGCUGAUUCUGAUGGAGAGGGAGGGGUGGGAGAGGAAAACCAUCCUUGGUCAGCAUGGGAUGUUUGUGACGCCUGGGCUCAUAAGAGAAGUUUUCUAACAGCAAAAGCAGGCCGCCCCGAUGUAUAUCGAGCAGCCAACAGUCUUUUGAGACUGGCUGUGGAUGGCAAGAUUGUUAUGUGUGUAUAUCCACCAGGCUUCAUAAACAAAAGAGAUGAAUGGCAGCAACAUCCUGAAACGGAAGAGAUUGCCCUUCUACAAGACAGACACUCAGAAAGCAAACGACUGCGACUUCAGGAAAACGAGGUGGACGAGCUGUCAUUGCAUCUGCUUGCCCCUCCGGGCUGGAGCAAGAGAGAUGAGAGACCGAGUAGUGAUGGCGAUGACGAACAGGAGGGGGAGGAAAGCGAAGUCAUGUCCUCAAACCCGUUUGCACUUCUGUCAGACGAGUGAAGUAUAUAACGAAGGAAUUCGUGCCACCGCUGUUACGAAGUGUCAAUUGAUUGCGCCCUCGAGAAGUGACGCGAGAUGAUUUGCAGUGGAGCACAUUACACUCAAUUCAUAAAUCCGCUUUUAGCUUGUUCGUCGCUUGACGCCGCUUGAUGAUGAAAGAAACAUCUCAGAAUAUGGGAAAGAGACAAAAGGGAUGUCUAAUUCUCUAAACUGAAAAAAUUACCAAAAAAUGUAACAUGAAUCACUCAUCAUUUGUGAACAGCGGUUUGUGGGAUAACUUUCGGAAUCACUUAACGCAUUUUAUUGGUUAUCUUUACCGGGGAAAAAUUCUCGCCAGGUUGUUGCAUUUGCGUAAAAAAAUACCAAAGCUCUCGCACAGUAUUUUUUCUUUUACCUCAAUGGGGCUGAAAUAA
Messenger RNA from Pocillopora verrucosa, 2322 nucleotides. Its product is annotated as guanine nucleotide-binding protein-like 1. The record is from RefSeq and is a predicted model, not a curated record. Lineage: Eukaryota; Metazoa; Cnidaria; Anthozoa; Scleractinia; Pocilloporidae. Gene Ontology annotation, molecular function: GTPase activity; GTP binding.